AUGGAUACUUGGGGUGAUAAGGGUGCUAAAAUGGAUUCAGUGCGGUGUGAUGAUAAUUGGGAGAAGUCGUCCAGCACUCCCGAGGCAUCAAAUAAAAAUCGAGAAAAUACAUGGGACAAAAGAAAAGGAGAUGGAGGUGAUGGUGCACGGGAGAAGAAGUUUGAUGAUGGCCAUGGCAAUUAG
Miscanthus lutarioriparius is the source of this 183-nucleotide messenger RNA. The record is from the annotation of a GenBank genome assembly. Lineage: Eukaryota; Viridiplantae; Streptophyta; Magnoliopsida; Poales; Poaceae.